This is a messenger RNA of Cylas formicarius (sweet potato weevil), 3700 nucleotides long. RefSeq lists its product as uncharacterized. The record is from RefSeq and is a predicted model, not a curated record. The coding region runs from base 3230 to 3700 and encodes 156 amino acids. The transcript is spliced from 2 exons. NCBI's taxonomy places the organism in Eukaryota, Metazoa, Arthropoda, Insecta, Coleoptera, Brentidae.
GUAUCGAAAAAAGUGUCCAUUGCAGUUCAUUGGAGCGGAGAAGUUUAAGAAAAUAAAAUCUUUGGGUAGUUUUUCUUGAUUCAAAGCUCACUUAGUUUAUGGGACCGGAGCAAUAUCAACGUUUUUAUCUGCUUGUAGGCAUUUUUGGGUCAAUAAAUCAAAGCAGUACAGGGUAGUAGUAAGAGACCACAAAAUAUGUUGACACAUUCUGUUGUAUUGCCUACUGCAUAUUAUUCGUAAUUAUACAAAUAGUAAAUACAUAUUAAAUAAAAUUAGUCGUCAGAAUAGUUUGAAUUUGUGCUAUUACUAUAAUUCAAGCAUUUAAUGGUUUUGAACUUCUGGAAAAGGGAAUUUAUUGCAAAUGUGCAAAGACUGCGUGCCGAUCAAGUGGGUGCAGUUUUUUUUCUUUUUGAUAUAUUGUUCCGUAUUAAUUUGGUUGUUUAUAGCGGCUAAAUUGAAAUAAUAAAUUGUGAAGUUUUUUUUUUGUGAGGACUGUGUUUAUCUGUUCAGUAAAAAGCGUAAACAUCCAGCACUUUUUGCGGUGUCAAUUCUCCGUCGUCAAUUUCAUUCGUUUCUUUUAUGCGUUUAACGCAGAAUUUGCCGGCUCGCACCAACAAAUAAGAUUGAUUUCGAAAAAUCGUCGCUGGGCGGGGCAAGUUCGUCGCAAGUAGCGCGAAUCAACAUUUUAUUUUAAAAAGAACGCGCUUCGCUUAAGAAUCGUGCUCCUGCUGACCGCUAUAGAACUUUGGCAAAAUCGAUGUUAUUUUAUUGCGAAUACACCCUGUAUAGAGAGUCCUUCACAUCUCGUCGAACUUCAAAGUUACGCCAAACUUCAGUAAAUAUUAAAAUUAGUACUGGCAAUUGCAAUUCAAGAUUAUAUAUUUUUUAAAAUUUAUAUUUUUGACAAAAAGUUCUGUGUGUGUUGGAGUUACCGAAGUGUUGUAGCAUCUAAUGGUAGACUAGGGUGAACACACGCAAUGUAUUCGAACUGAUUUUGAGCAUUGAAGAUGCCAAAGUGGCGAAAUGUCUGCAGGACACCAGCCGGAGUUCGACAAACGAACGAAAAACUACCAUUAAAAACAUAUUGAGACCUAAAACUUUUCUAUGCAAGUCAACAUCAUAUGUGGACCAGUUGUAACUUAAAAGGUUUUUAUUCAUUUUCACAGAUCCAAUUAUUUUGUUUUAUUAUUAUGUUUGUUUUAAAAUUAUGUUUAUGCUUUUUAGUAUUAAUUCACACUGAGUUUUAACUACAUGGGCGAACAUUUUCGGUCUUGUAUUAUUGUGUCUAAAAUUUAAUUUGCAGCGGCAUAUUAUUGUUUUUUUUUUAAUCACGUAGUACAAGAGAUAAGUUUUAUCAUAUGAGUUGGUUAGUUCAACUUCAACUAGUUUUUUUUGUUUUCAUAGAAAUUGUUAUUAUAAAAGUUUUGCUGGACAGUGUGACUUAUUUUGUAGGUAUGUAGAAAAAAAGUUACUAAUUUCAUUAGGUUCCGAUAAUUGUUUAAUUACCUUAUUUAACCUUUUAAAGCUGACCAAGUUUCUUUCCAAUUGCUUUUAAAGGAGCCAAGAUAUUGUUUCUUUUCUUUUCUUAUUGAUGCUAAUGUAAUAUUUCUCAGUUUAUAGCGUAUCCAGGCGGACUGUAGUUUGGAUUCUUUAAAUUUCUGCAGUGUCGCCUGCCUUUGUUUUAUAAUAAUAAAUUAAAAUAAUUUAAUAUUUUCUGUCUGUACUAUCAAUGUUAUUGUCGUACAAUCUGUCAUCCUAAGGUAAAGAGCUGAUAUCACUUAUGGAGUAAAAAAAAAAUAAGUAAAAAAAAAACAUUUUUUAUUUAUUAGUCGCGACUUUGACAUUGGGGAUGUUGCACCGAGUCCAUAUUUAGAGGACUUACUCAAAGUACGAGGGCUACCUUUUAUAUUUCGGGAUUUGUAAUAAAAAACUAUGAGCUACUAACAAAUAUGACUUUACUGUUUCUCAAAAUAUUCACCCUGAUGAUCAAUAUACUUUUGCAUUCGAUAAAACCAAUCAUCAAAGCACUUUUCCCACAUGGAGUUGGACACCACAAAACAUGCUUUUCAAACGCAUCAAUCGCUUCUUCUGGUCUCAAAAAUCGCUGCCCACGUAAUUUAUUCUUAAUGUAUGGGAAUAAAAAGAAGUCAUUAUGUGCUAAAUCAGGACUAUAUGGUGGAUGGGUCAUCGAAUUAACAUUUUUAAUCCUCAAAAAGUUUUUUUUUUGCAUUGAUCGGCGAGAGCUAGUCGUCGUCGUGGAGAGUGAUUCGUCUUUCGGCGGUUGGAUGGUGGUUCAUAAUUGACUGUUUUACCAGUAAAGGAGCAGUUGCAACGUGGCCAUUUUUCCUGAAAAAUUGUUUCGAGGUGCCUUGCUCACUAACAACUUUUGUGGGCUUUGUCUCAUUCUGACAGACCCACACAGUCGACUGCUUCUUACUUGCAGCUUCAUUCAUCACCUGUCACGAUAUCAUCGACGUGUUUGGAAGCACCGCGAUCGUAUUUUUUUAUCAUUUCCUUCGACCAAUCAACACGGGCCUUUUUUUGAGCUGAUGCCAAAUUCUGUGGAAUCCAACGCGAACAAUUCUUUUUAGCGGCAAAAUGUCCGUUCAAAAUUAUAUAUAUGCUGGUCCCACUAAUGCGCAGAGAUACCUCAAUCUCAUGGUAAGUCAUAUGACGAUCCUGCAAAAUCAGUUUUCGCACUGCAUUCAUGUUUUCUUGGACAACCACCGAUUUAGGACGACCUUCACGAAAUCCAUCCUCAAGAAAACUACGACCACUACUAAAGUCCGAAAACCAGCAAUAAACAGUAGUCGUAGAUGGUGCUUUAAAUCCAAAAGUUGAAUUAAGUUCAUUCUUGUUGUUGUUCUACGUCUAAAGUUGAAAAAAAUGAUCGCACGGAAAUGCUCCCGAUCAAGUUCCAUUUUUUUAAUUUAUCACAAAAAAAUCAAACAACACUCUUUCGCCAAAACCUAACCGGAAAAUGUCAAACUUCCCUAUAAAAAUAGCAGAUGGCAGAACUAGUUUAAUAAAAUCCCGAAAUAUAAAAGGCAGCCCUCGUAUAUCUCACAUGCUACUGUUCGUGUUUAUUGAUUGGACAGUCUCCGACUAUUUGGCAAUUACCGUGUUUGAUCAAUAGUGCUUCUUCGAAGGUGGUACGUUUGUAGAAAUGAACAUAAAUCUUACUUCGUAAGCAUUGCUGUCAACUUCGAGUCAAACCGAUCAAAUUAAAAUGCAGCAACAGCCGGAUACGCCAGAUUUCGGGAGAGAGGGUUUUGCGACUCCAAGACGAAGGAGGAGGAGGAAAAAAAGACGCAGGGAGGACCUGAUAUUGGAUAUACCGGGGGUCAGAAAAAUAAUUCUUUCGGAACUAACACAGAAAAUUGUCGAGUGUGUAGCCGGCAAAGAUGUAACUUCGGAAUACCCCUGGAAAUACGUAAGGAAAGAACUGGUUCAAGACAAUCUGGAGCUGCACGAAGAAAGCUCCGAGUUUUUGCCGAUCAAGAGGGAGAUUUUGGAAUUUCCUAGAAGAGAAAUUUUAAUCGGUUACAUCGUCGACGAAAGCAAAGACGGCGAGGACGAAUUCUACAUUUGCACCACGGAAGAAGCGACGGAAGCGGUCAACCAAAUCAUUGAGCGGAUCAGACAGGAGCAAGAGGAAAGACUGCACAACGCUUUGGUCAAAUACGCUCACCCGUGGUAA